This is a messenger RNA of Colossoma macropomum (tambaqui), 2997 nucleotides long. It is a transcript of the gene vat1l, whose product is annotated as vesicle amine transport 1-like. Gene Ontology annotation, molecular function: zinc ion binding; oxidoreductase activity. Lineage: Eukaryota; Metazoa; Chordata; Actinopteri; Characiformes; Serrasalmidae. The transcript has 9 exons. The record is from RefSeq and is a predicted model, not a curated record. The coding region runs from base 70 to 1311 and encodes 413 amino acids.
GGAGAAGCAUCGGGAAGACCGUUAGUUAAACUGCUGCUCUCUUCUGGUCAGCAUACCGAACCUACAGACAUGGCAAAGGAAGGACCGGAGAUGACAGAGGAGACCGAACACAUGAUAGAGAAGAACGGGGCGAAGGAGCCGGACAGCGCGGUGUGUGCGGCGGAUUCGAAAGAGAUGCGGGCUGUGCUGCUGACGGGCUUUGGAGGUCUAAACAAACUCAAAGUGACCAAGAAGCUAAUGCCUGAGCCCCAGGAAGGAGAAGUGAAGAUCCGAGUGAAAGCGUGCGGGUUGAAUUUCCUGGACCUUAUGGUGCGUCAAGGGAAUAUUGAUAAUCCUCCUAAAACACCUCUCGUGCCUGGAUUUGAAUGUUCUGGAAUAGUGGAGGCUAUGGGCGAAAACACGAAAGGCUUUGAGAUCGGUGACCGGGUGAUGGCCUUCGUGAACUAUAACGCUUGGGCUGAAGUGGUCUGUACACCGCUGGACUGGGUUUAUAAGAUACCUGAUGAGAUGACUUUCCCUGAGGCAGCUGCCUUCUGUAUGAACUUCGUGGCCGCCUACAUGAUGCUGUUUGAAGUGGCCAAUCUCCGGGAGGGGAUGUCUGUAUUGGUUCACUCAGCGGGAGGUGGAGUGGGUCAAGCUGUAGCUCAGCUGUGUUCCACCAUUCCCAACGUCACCGUUUUUGGCACAGCCUCUCCCUUCAAACACGAAGCCAUUCGACACUCCGUCACUCACCUGUUUGAUAGAAACGUCGACUACGUAGCAGAAGUUAGAAAGAUCUCUCCAGAAGGAGUGGACAUUGUUCUGGAUUGUCUGUGUGGAGAGAACACAGGGAAAGGCCUGGGUCUAUUGAAGCCCCUGGGCACCUACAUCCUCUACGGUUCAUCAAACAUGGUGACGGGAGAGACCAAAAGUUUCUUCAGCUUGGCCAAAUCUUGGUGGCAGGUGGAGAAGGUUAAUCCCAUCAAACUCUAUGAAGAAAACAAAGUCAUGGCUGGAUUCUCGCUGCUCAACCUCCUCUUCAAACAGGGGGGCUGCAGCCAAGUGAAGACUGCUGUACAGAAGCUACUUUCGCUCUACAGUGAGAAGAAGAUCAAACCUAUAGUGGAUUCUCUGUGGGCUCUGGAGGAGGUGAAGGAGGCCAUGCAGAGAAUCCAUGACAGAGGGAACAUAGGAAAGCUGAUUCUGGAUGUGGAGAAGUCUCCCACUCCUUUGAUGGCCAGUGACAGCACGGAGACCAGCGAGGCAGGUGAGGAAGAGGAGGAGCACGAGGGGGACAACGACAACAAGGAGCGAAUGCCCUUCAUCCAGUAGGCCUUUCCACUUCAGUCCAGGCGUGGACGCUCCCAUGGAAUAAGAGACUGUCACUGGACCAGGACCGUCCAUGUGACCCCAUGCUGUCGUGAAGUGUAUGAACGUGCGUCCGUCGUCCGUCUGACCUGUGCAGUGUUUGAAAGUCUAAAACCCUUUUUGCCAAUUGUCCAACUCAAGUGCCAUUCCUAGCGCAGUAUUGAAAUGUCACAGUGUUCUUUCCUUUCAGAAGAAUUGUUUGAGGUUUCUAUAGAUGUUCUAUGGCAGGAAGGUGGGAGAAAGAAAGAGACAGAGAGCGCAAUUGUAUGUUAGUUGCUAUGGUGUUGGAUUAGUGAGGAAAGAAAGGAAAAAAAAACAUGCAUACGUCUGUGUUCAAGAAGUAGGUUGUGCAUUUAAGUUCUCAUUCGAGUUCAUUUUUGAGGGGGUUAGUUGCUGGCAAGUUAUUCCAGUGGCCACACAUUAUUCAGUCUUAGAACAGCCAGUCUCUGCUGUUGAGCUCUCACUGUAGUUUUCUGUCGCAGUCCAUUAACAGCCAUGUCCUCUGUGUCCCUUCUAAGACAGUUUUCAUAGUGCCUUUGGCACACAACAAGCAGGAGCGAGAACACAGCAAAUUCCUUUCUUUUUCCGUUUUGUAUCUCAUAAAUAAUUGAUGCGAGGUAUUGCAGCAAGCUGUUUUGAAGCACUCUUUGAAGCCAAUUCUGAGUGGCAAACCCGGGGGAAAUGCAAUGGAGCUGAAUUUCAGAGUCAGACUGAUCUUAUUUUGCCUGCACACGUGUGAUGUAUAGUGUUUAUCUUGUAGGGCAUGUGUUGAGUUAUAGACUUAAGAAAUACACAGAGUUGCCAGUUUAUUAUGUAAACCUACCAUGUAAGUAUACUCAAUGGUCAUUUUAUCAAGUGCUCCCACCAUGCAGGUGGACUUUGUAUGCUUUGUAUGCUUACAAACUGUAGCCCAUCUGUCGCUCUACCACAGUAAACAUUCGGACCAACACAGGACGACUCCUGACCAGAUAUUAUCUAUGGUGGACCACUCUCAGCACAGCAGUGAUACCUACAUGUUAUUGGCAUGUUUGUGGGUGUCGCACUACUAUGAGCCACAGCAGUGCUACUGGAGUUGUUUGCACACCUCAGAGGUGUGACUAGAGGAUGACUAACACUAAUAGUGUUUGGAAAAAGAAGGCUGUAGUUUCUAACUGUACACCUGAAAGGUGGACCAACAAGGUACAUUAGUCUGCGAAAGUCAGAGGCCACUUUUCAUUGAGUGCAUUAUUAGUCAAACGCGCCAUUCAUUUUCAGCAUCAGGGAAAAUAGCAGAACAUAUAUGUAACAGAAAAUUAUACAGAAUCCUCAAAAAGUAAUUGUAAUUCUUUUCAGGAGGCUUGCUGUCAAGUUCAGUCUUACAUGUUGGUUGCAUUUUCUUCUUCUUACGAUACAAGCACAUUCAGGAUGUUGAGGUCUGGACUCUGCGGUGGCCAGUCCAUUGUUUUGAGACCACUAGCAGCUUUCCUUGUUUUAAGAACAGCUUCUUUUAGACCCAUAGCAUUGAGUUGUCUUCUACAGUGGAAGGAUGGACAAAACACCGCUGGAAUUUUUUUAAUUAAUUUUUCUUUCACUUUUCCUUUCUUUAUGCAAUCUUAUAUCUAAUCUCAGAAAUCGUGAUGGCCAGUUUCGACUGGUUUGAUAGUAUAUAAA